Molecule: messenger RNA, 959 nt
Organism: Salvelinus sp. IW2-2015
Lineage: Eukaryota; Metazoa; Chordata; Actinopteri; Salmoniformes; Salmonidae
Product: UPF0561 protein C2orf68 homolog
Source: RefSeq, a predicted model, not a curated record
ACCUUACCUUAAACACAAUGAUAACCCAAUGUCUAACCAUAACAUUAAAUUAAGAUCAAAAAGCACGUUCCUUUUUGUUUUGAUUCGUUUUUACGAUAGCCCAUUUUGACUUAGUGGAUGUGAUAACUAGUGGUAAAUCCCUUUGAAAGAUUGAUUAACGUUAUGAUGCAGCUUGUGGUGUUGUGCAUAUAAAGAAGUACUAAUGUUCCAUCUUAAAUACUAAAUACAUUGUCCAUCAUCUCUCACGAUGGAGAUUUUGCGGGAUGAUGAAGAACAAGAGCUCAAAUAUAAACGUACGGGUCGUUUGGACAUGAGCCAUGGUUUCUUACACCACAUUCGAAGGAACCAGAUUGCCAGAGAUGACUAUGAUAAGCAGGUAAAGCAGGCCAAUGAGCGUCAGAGGGCCAGGCUCACCACUACCCCCCGACGCCCCCGCCGGCCAGAUAUCCAAGUGUACCAUCCUCGACGUGGAAAUGGAUCUGAGCCAGGAGUGGGUGCAGAGACUGAAGAGUGGAAUGAGAGUGGGUCGAGUACAGAGCCAGAGACCCAUGGAACUGAACUCUUCUGGCUGGACUACCAGGCUGACUCUGGCUGUGUCACCUCCUUCAUUGUACACAAGGAGGACAAGCCAGAGAGGGUGGUGGAGCGUGUAGCAGAGAAAAAUGUUCUGGACUCAGCCAUGAGGGUGGCACUGCAGGCCCGGGUUCGAAAGGAAAUGGAUAAACGUCUGGACAAACGCUGAAGAAAGUGAAUGAAGUUAACAGUGAUGAGAGGGGGGAGGAGGAGUCAGAGGCCUCUGUUUACCCUCCAGCCAUCCCUCUUCCUGUAUGUAAUGAAUGCUAGUAGCAGAGGACUACUGUGGACCCACAUUCUGAGGGACUGUUAACCAGGAUCUGAAUGACGUCACACAGCCACGCCGUCCCCUCUGUGCUAGUGUACAACCAUGGGGAAAAGACUGA